AAAAAAAUCUCCCAUUUUUCAAUUCUUCUUUUCAAUUACAUAAAAUCCAAAAAGACAAAGAUCUUUUCUGAUCAGAGAGAGAACUAUGCGUCUCAUGGGUUUAGCUCAAAACUUGAUCAUACUCUUGUCUCUAUUCACAACGAUUCAACUAAUAUCAUCUCAACCCAAAACUCCACCAUCGAUCUCUCCCGACGCUAACCUCUGCAACGGCAUCUUCCUCACCUACACAUACUCAACCGGAACCAAGAUCAAACCGAACGAUACUAAAAGCCAACCGUACCGGUUCGAGUCCGUGAUCACUGUCCUAAACAACGGCAGAGAAGAGCUUAAGUCGUGGCAAGUCUUCGUCGGAUUCGCUCACAAAGAGAUUCUUGUCUCCGCCACAAACGCUAUUCUCGGAGACGGUUCUAGUCUCCCCGUUAGCGUCGAGAACGGUACGACGUUUGCAGGGUACCCCGCGGCGGAUUUAAAGUCUGCGAUUAUGACGGCGGGUGACGUCACGCAGAUGGAAGCACGUGUGGAGCUCGUGGGUACUCAGUUUGGUGUUGCGCCUCCUAAUGUUCCGCUUCCGAAGAACAUCACUCUUGUUAAUGUUGGUUGGUCAUGUCCCAAAGCCACUCAACGAGGUAAAAAUGCUUUGCAAGUAUGUUGCAUGCCUAAUCCAAAAAACAAAACAUCUCCCGUUGGUGUAAAGUUCCUUCCAAGACAAAAAGGAGACUUAACCAUCAUGUACGACAUAACAAGACCAUAUGCAUCAAGUUACUGGGCGCAAGUCACUAUAGAGAAUCACAACCCUCUAGGCCGUCUAGACAACUGGGAUCUAAGUUUCGCCUGGAUGAAAGAUGAGUUCAUCAUCCAAACCAAAGGAGCUUAUCCAAGCAUCAUAGAUUCAUCAGCUUGCAUAGAUGGUCCACAAGGAAAAUACUAUGGAGGACUAGACUUCUCCAAUGUCCUAAGCUGUGCAAGAAGACCACAUAUUAUAGACCUCCCUUUGACUAAAUACAACGACUCAAACCUUGGACUUAAACCAUACUGCUGCAGAAACGGAACCAUUUUGCCACCGUCCAUGGAUCCAACCAAGUCUAAAUCUGUUUUUCAAAUGGAGGUUUACAAAAUGCCUCCUGAUGUAAACAUCUCUGCCAUCACUCCACCUCAGAGCUGGCAGAUCAAAGGUAAUCUCAACCCUGAUUACAAAUGUGGCCCUCCUGUUCGAGUUAGCGCCAGUGAGUUCCCUGAUCCAAGCGGUUUACCUUCAAACCGGACCGCGUUCGCUAGCUGGCAAGUGGUUUGCAACAUCACUCAACCAGCUAUCCCUAGCUGCUGCGUGUCUUUCUCCUCUUACCUCAACGACUCAAUCAUCCCUUGCAAGACCUGCGCUUGUGGAGGAUGUUCUAGCGACAGAGUGGACAGAACAUGCAGCACUACUUCCCCAGCUCUUCUCUUACCACCUCAGGCUCUUCUCAUUCCCUUUGAGAAUCGAACCAAGAUGGCUACAAAAUGGGCGCAGUUGAAACACAGAAGAGUUCCAAACCCAUUACCUUGUGGAGACAACUGUGGAGUCAGCAUAAACUGGCAUCUAGCUACUGACUAUAGAGGCGGUUGGACCGCUAGAGUCACGAUCUUUAACUGGGGAGGAACAAACUUCGCGGACUGGUUUGCAGCUGUGGAGCUGAAGAAUGGUGCGCCAGGUUUUGAGAAGGCUUACUCGUUUAAUGGAACAACGGUUGCUGUUAAUGGGAAGAACAGUACUGUUCUGAUGGAAGGGCUUCCUGGUUUGAACUAUCUCGUUGGUGAGGUAGAUGGGAAGAACCCGAGUAGUGACUAUAGGGUUCCCGGUAAGCAACAGUCUGUUAUCUCUUUUACUAAGAAACUAACUCCUGGGAUCAAUGUUGGUGCUGGAGAUGGGUUUCCGACAAAAGUGUUUUUCAACGGUCAGCAAUGUUCGCUUCCUUCUAUAUUACCUAGCAAUGGUCACAGAGGACGUGUGUACACCUUUCUUCUCAUGGUGUUACCGUUUUUGUCUCUCUUGGUUCUUUGGGGUUGAGAGUUGUUGAUUCUUUCUGACUUAUAUAUGAUGUUACGAAACUAGUAGUGGGGGAUGCUUUGUGCAGCGUGAGAUUCUUUUACUUUUUUUUCUUUAAUGGUUCGGUUUUGGUAUACACAUUUAUUGAACAGACCAAUCUUAUGUGGUUUGAUAUUUUCACUCCGGUUUACUUUCCCUCUUAUCUUGGUGCAAAUACGAAAAGUUGGAAUAUAAAAAAAUUGUAAAUAGCCUCACUACUUAUAUGAGAAGCCAAAAGAGUCUCCACAGAGAGUAACAUAUUAAC
This is a messenger RNA of Eruca vesicaria subsp. sativa (arugula), 2327 nucleotides long. The record is from the annotation of a GenBank genome assembly. NCBI's taxonomy places the organism in Eukaryota, Viridiplantae, Streptophyta, Magnoliopsida, Brassicales, Brassicaceae.